Messenger RNA from Eimeria acervulina, 8102 nucleotides. RefSeq lists its product as hypothetical. The annotation marks the transcript as partial. Gene Ontology annotation, molecular function: protein binding. The record is from RefSeq and is a predicted model, not a curated record. Lineage: Eukaryota; Apicomplexa; Conoidasida; Eucoccidiorida; Eimeriidae. Gene Ontology annotation, cellular component: nucleoplasm; nucleolus. The transcript has 11 exons.
AUGCAAAAGGGCUUUCUUCAGAAUCUAAUAGCACAAGACCUGCGCUGCUUCUCUCCGCUGCUGGGGCCCAAGGCAGCAGCAGCCUUGGGGCCCCUGGGGCCCCCAGGGGUUGGGGGCCCCCUUACUCGGUUGCAGGUGAAGCAAACAGAGAAGCAGCAGCAGCAAGCGUCAGACAGCCAGAUAGAUUUUCCUCUGCCUCCCAGGGCCUUUAACCUCUGCAGCAGCAGCAGCAGCAGCAACAGCAGCAGCAGCAGCAGAGUGCAGCAGCUCAGGCUCUGGAGAAGACCUGCAAUCGCCACAGCAUUUUUAAAUGCUAAGGGAAGGGUGCUUGCAGAUGCUCUGAUUAUUUGGAGGUAUGCUGCUGCUGCUGCUGCUGCUGCUGCUGCUGCUGCUCUAUACGACACUACUACUGCUGCUGCUGCUGUAUACGCUGCUGGUGGUGCUGCUGCUGCAGCAGCUGCUGCUGCUGGUUGCGUUGAUGCUACGGUUGCUGCUGACAUCGCUCUUGCUGAGACUCGAGUAAAGGGGCCCCCCGUUUCCUUUUGGACUGCUGCAGCAGCAGCAGCAGCUGCUGCUGCUGCUGCUGCAGCAGCUGCUGCUGCUGCUGUAGGUGUUUCUGAAGCUGGAAUUGCUGGUGCUGAUGGCUGUUUGCUUGUGCUGCAGCGUCAUGCUGUUGGAGGAGAUGUCUCUCUAUCAAAGGAGACAGGUCUUACAGCUCUUCAGUUGCUGCCGUCUCCUCAGGUGUCUCUGCUGCUGCAGCAGCGGGGGGCAGGAUGGGGGCCCCAAGCACUGAGGCGCCCGCAGCAUGAGGGGCCCCCGGAGACGCUGCUGCAGCAAACCUAUGAUUUUGCAUGCUAUCCUAAGGAAGGCAACGCUCUUUUUCGUUAUGUGGAGGCCCCUACAACAACAGCAGCAGCAGAUGCAGCAGCAGCAAUCGUACACCCUAGAGACGCAGACACAGACCCAGCAGCACCAGCAGCAGCAGCAUCACGAGCAGCAGCAGCAGCAGCAGCAGCAGCAGCAGCACCUGCUGCUGAGGGAGAACAAGCAGCAGGUAGAUGGACAGAGGGUCUUAUUGCUGCUGACCCCCGCACCUGGCGCCUGGGGCACCGGGUGUACGUACACCCCAACUUUAGGGGCCCCCAGGGGCCCCCAGCCUCCCCUCCUCUACCCUUAGCGCACGACGCUAAGAAGACAGACAGAUCUUCAGCAGCAGCAGCAGAUGCAGCAGCAGCAGCAGAUGCAGCAGCAGCACCGACACAGGGAGCAGCAGAAGGCGCAGCAGCACCGUCAGCAGCAUCAGAAAAGAUGCAACAGCAGCAGGAGCAGCAGGAGAAGGAGACUAAACAGGAGGAGGAAGAGCAUUUGCAUGCACGUGGGUACGAGGUGUACAGACACCUUGUAGGUGUAUGUGAGGGCCCAAGUGAAGUGGGUGUAGGAUCCUUUUUGCCUUUGUCUCUUAAUAUGGAUUGGCUGGGGCUGUUAUCAUUAGACAACAAAGGGUGUUAUAUAGGGCAGGAGACGACUACAAGAAUGCUGCAUCAGCUGUCUGCAUAUAGAAGACUAGGUCUCCUUCUUAGGGGCCCCCCCUGGCCAAUGGAGGCCCCCGCAAGGGUGCAACCCUCUUCUUUAUACUCUCUUCCUUCUCUUGAUAGCUCUCUCCCUGCUCGUGUUGUUAGUUGGUGGUUGGAGGCUUUAACAGCAGCAGCAGCAAGAGCUUCAUUUACUUUAGGUGUCCCUGCUGCUGCUGGGUUGUCUCCUCAAGCUGCAGAGACAGAGGGGGAGACGGGGGGCCCCAAACAGAUGGAGGGGGCCCCUGGGGCCCCUAAUGAACAAACUAUAGGCCCAGGGUCUCGGGUGUAUAGACAAGAGCACCCGGGGACAUCUACAGCAGAGCCCUCGUGGAGAGAGGAGAUGGCGAAGUUUGCUGUGUCUCUUGCAGGGACCCCCGUGAGGGUCUCUUCUUCCAAGACGCCUGGGGGGGGCCCCCAGGGGCCCCUUGGGGCCCCAGGGGCCCCUAGGGGGGGCCCCCAAGAACCCCCUGGGGCCCCGGGGGCCCCUGGGGGCCCCUCUACUACCCCUCAGGUUGGUGGUGAUGUGUUUAUGAUUGUGCCUCCACCAUAUGUCCUUGACCUUGUGCUUCGGCGAGCGGCAGCGGCAGCAGCAGCAGCAGCAGCAGCAAGGGCUGCUGUUGCUCCCACCGCUGCGCACUACACAAGUGACAGCUACAGCGAGAGCUACUGCAACAGCAGCAGCACCUGCAAAAUAAGGCUUGCGUGCCCCACCCCUUCAGCAGCAGCAGCAGCAACAGCAGCAGCAGCAACAGCAGCAGCAGCAGCAGAAUUUACCACAGCUGUCUGUACACCGCGGCGCCAAAUGAAGCAGCAAAAGAAAGCUGCACUUUUCCCUGAAUAUUUAGAGGAUGAGUUGCUGCAGCAGCAAGAAGAGCAGCAGCAGCAGCAGCAGCAGAAUGUCGCUGCACUGUCGUGCGGCACAUCGUACAGGCCGGAUGAGGUGCUGCAGCAGCUGGGUUUAUCUAGGGAUCUGCUGCAGCAGCAGCAGAAGCUACUGCAGCAGCAGAAGCCUCAGCUGCUGCUGGAGCUUGAAGCAGAAGCAGCAGCAAAAGAAGCAGUAAGAAUACAAGAAGCAGAACUUGUUAGAGGAGAGGUAAAUCUAGAGAGAGACGAGAGGGAGCACCGUCGGCAGUUUAAGCUGCAGCAGCAGCAGCAGCAGCAGCUAGAGCAGCAGCAGCAGACGCAUGAUGGUGAAGCAACGUACAGAAUCUAUAAGGACAAGCGCAGACGGCAGCGACAGCAGCAAACGCAGCAGCAGCAACUCGUGCUGCCUGCAGCAGCAGCAGCAGCAAGCCCCUAUUCCAGCCGCCGCCGCCGCAGCAGCAGCAGCAAUAGCUCCGAUGACAGUGUUGUCAUCAUCGACCCUCCCUCGCCCAGCAGCAGCAGCAGUAGCAGCAGCAGCAGCAGCAGCAGCAGCUGCGCCGUCAGCAGCAGCAGUAGCAGCGCCAUCAGCAGCAUCAGCAGCAGCAGCAGGUGGCCGCAUGCUGCUGCUGCUGCUCGAGGUGGGCCUUAUAUAUCUCCCGAUGUUCUUCGUAAGUUAGAGGAAGGCUCUGAGAAGCCCCAAACUAUUUGGAGCACAAAACGCAUGCAAACAGCAGCAACUGCUGCUGAGGGGCUUCUGCUGCACUCUAAACAUAGACAGAGAAGCGAGAGAGGCGCCGGCUCCACCAAGCAGCAACAGGCAGAUGCCAGCAGCAGCAGCAGCAGCAGCAGCAGCAGUGCAGCAGCAGCGGAUACUGGAGCUGCAACGUCCUUCCCUGUGGAGAGGCGGAGGAGGAGGAAAGCAACAGCAGCUGCAGCAGCAGCUGCUGCUGCAGCAGCUAUUGCUGCUGGGGGAGGGGGGCCCCUGCAGCACGAGCAUCAAUUUGCUGUCGAUAUCGAUGGGCUUGAGAAGCCGCUGCUGUUUUCUGCUGCUGCACAUGACCCGACAGCAGCGGCAGCAGCAAGCGGGAGCAGCAGCAGCAGCAGCGACGGCGAAGACACAGGCGUAGCAACAAAAGAAAGAGAAGAGAAAAGAAAUAUCCAGCAGCAGCAAGAAGAACUCUUGCUGCUGCAGCAGCAAGACAAACUGCUGCUGCUGUGUAGACAAAAGCCUCGAGACUUGGAUCUGUGGGUGCAGCUGGUGGCGCUUCAGCAGCAGCUGCUGCAGCAGCAGCAGCAGCUGCUGCUGUCAGAGGUGACCUCAGAACAGGUGCUGCUGCGGCAGCAGGACGUCCUUGACGUGGCAUGCGGCCGCGAGACAAAUGCAGCAGCAGCAGCAACAGCAGCAGCAUCACCAGCCUCAGCAGCAGCAGCAGCAGAGCCGUCUCUGGUUGUACUGAGGCGGCUGCUGCUGCUGCAGCAAACAGGGGCCCCUUUAGCAGCGCCUGCGUGGCGUAGCACGGCGGCCUUAGUGGGGAAGCUGAUGGCCUCGCUGAACUCCAGCAGCAGCAGCAGCAGCAGCAGCAGCAGCAGCAGCGACGCCAGCACCCAAACUGCACUGAGACUUGCUCGGUGUCUCUGCAGCGCUGCUGCUGUCUCCCCACAGCAAUCAGAGAUAUCUAUGCGGCAGCUGUUUAACGAUUUGCUGCAUGCAGCAACUGAAACCAUCUCGCCUGCAGCAGCAGCAGCAGCAGCACCCGCAGCAGCAGCAGCAGCAACAACAACAGCAGCAAGCAACUACAGGACGUGUCUCUCGUUGCUGCAUCAAGUUCUCUUUGAUUUCUUUCUUCCUCUCGAAGCGAAGGCGGGCCGCGUUGCUGUUGCUGCUGCUGCAGCUCAGGCUGUCGUUCACCUGGCGCUGCUGCAUGCCCAACAGCAGCAGCAGCAGCAGCAACAGCAGAAAAGGCUUUCCCCAUUGGAGCAGUUAAAGCAAAUAUGGAUGGGCAUGAGCAGCAAUUGCUGCAGACGUGCGGGGGAGAUCGGCUGCCGACUGCAGCAGCAGCAGCAGCAGCAGCAGCAGGUAGGCACCAGCCCGGCUACGACGGUGUACGUACAGCUCUGCGAAACUGUUGAUAGCAGCGUUGUGGCUUCGCGGGGAGCUCAAAAGGACCUGCAGCAGCUGCUGCUGCAGUGCCACGCAGGAUGCGCAGCAGCUGAGAGUCUUGGCAGCAGCAGCAGCAGCAGCAGCAGCAGAGCCUCUGAUGAAGUGGGGGGCUUUGCCGCCUACUGUGCUGCAGACUUCGGGGCCUCCCAGUUCGGCUGGAGAGCUGCUGCUGGAGGCCCUGUGGGGUCGGAGGCAGCAGCAGCAGCAGCAGCGUCUACAGAAGCAGCAGCAGCUGCCGAGGCUGCUGCUGCUGGCAAGAUAGCAGCGGAAGCAGCCAUUGUAGCAGCAGCGGAUGCAGCCAAAGUAGGAGAAGCUGCAGCAGCAGCAAGUGCAGCAGCAGAAGCAGCAGCAGCUGGUCCUUCGUUUGCUGCUAUGGACGCAAUGCGGCGUGCUGCAGAGGCAGCAGCUGCAGCAGCACAGGCAGCAACGAAGAGCGCUGUGGAGGCAAGGAAUGCAGCAGCAGCAGCAGCAGCAGCAGACCUCAGGCUUCCCUCUCCUUACUGCGUCGCUGGAGACCGUAUGCAGCAAGCGAAGCAGUGGCAAGUGCUGCAGCCUUUACUUUCUGCUGCUGACAGCGUUUUAUCUGCUGCUGCUGCGGGUAUGUGCUGCUGCAGCAGAACGAAGGCCCUCGGCAGCAGCAGCAAUACCAGCAGCAGCAGCAGCGCCUACGGCAUGCCGCCCACUCCAAGUGAAGCGGCACCGAGAACAAUGCAUGCAACAGCAGCAGCAGCAGCAGCAUAUGGGCUUGUCCUUGGGGUCCUUGACAGUCUCUGCUCCCCCACACUGCACAGGCUUCCUUCGCAUCAUCCGCGCAUGCUGCGAGGAGACACUGCAGCAGCAGCAGCAGCAGAUGCAGCAAGGCUCAGGUAUCUUGUGCUUCAGUUGCGGCAGCAACAGCAGAUGCAGCAGCUCGAGCAGCAGCAACAGCAGCAGCAGCAUACUGCCUUUUCAUCCGAAGCCGUGUGGACAGGUAGCAACAACAGCAACAGCAGCAGCAGCACCUGCUGCAACAGCAGCAGCAGGAGCAACAACAGUAACAACGGUGCUGUCCCCUUUUCCUUCUUCUGGCCUGUCUCUUCUUUGCUGUCUUCUGAUGAGGCCCCGAUGCUGCAGCAGCAGACACGAGCAGCAACGCAGUGGCUGUUAGCCCAGCGGCGGCUGCGGCGAGCGGUGCUGCGUUGCCAGCAGCAGCAGCCGCAGCAGCACCAGCAACAGCAGCAGCAGGAGCAACAGCAGCAAUCCGAAUCCGAGUUGUCUUUUGCUGCACUCCUUGGAGACGCCACUACACCGCAGGCCUUAGCGGCCCUAAUCUGCUCUCAGGCCCUUCUGGCAUUCCCCGAUGACCGUUUGCUGCUGUAUUGCGCCCUGUGUCUCUGCCCGUCUUCUAAGAUCUUCCGGCUGGUGCUUAAGCGAAACGAAGCAGAGCCGGCCUUGUGGCUCACCUUUGCUUCGUCCCUCUUCCUCCAAGCAGCAGCAGCAGACACAUCUGGCUCGAGCAGCAACAGCAGCAACAGCAACAACAGCAACAGCAACAGCAGCAGCAACACUGGGAAGAAGAAGAGCUCCCCACAGGCCCUGCUGCUGCAGGGAAGAAAGGUGCUGCUGACUUGCUGCAGCGCCUUUGCAGCUCAUGCGCCGCUGGCGGCCUCCUGGGCCUUCCUUGAGCUGACGACUGCUGCUGCUGCAGAGGCUGCUGCUGCAGAGGUUGCUGCAGCGGAUGCUGCUGCUGCCAAAGCUGCUGCAGCAGACGGUGCUGCUGCUGCUGCAGCAGAUGCGCGUACGCAAUGCAUGCAGGAAGGACAACAGCAGCAAACAGCUGGGGCUCUACCGCCGCUGUUUUGCUUCGGCUGGCCCUGGGCAUGUUGGAUGGGGGGCAUCGGGGGCGUGCCUCCUCAGCAGCAGCAGCAGCAGCAGCAGCAGCAGCCGCGGGUGGGAGUUCUGCUGCCCUUUGAGGGAUGGGGAGUUGCAGCAGCAGCGAUGCAUGUGGCUGUGUGUUCUGCUGAUCGCUCCUUUGCUUCCUUGAACCCAGCCUCUCCUGGUGUGCUGCAGAAGCAGCAGCAACAACAACAAGAGCAGCAGCAGCAGCAGCAGGAAGUGGCGGGCUCUAUGGAAGCAGAGGGGGAGACAGAGACAGGCUCCUUCCCGUUUGCUCGGUCUCAUGUUGCUGCUUGCUGCGCCGUGCUGCUGCAGCGCGCACGGAUUGCUGCUGCUGGUGCUGCUGCAGUUGCUGCUGCAAACGCCAGUGCCUUCCCGCUGCUGACGUCUUCUCCCUGGGCUAACCUCUUCUUAGCGCUGCUGCUGCAUGCUGCCGUGUCUCCUUCGGUUGCUGCUAUUUGGGGCUUGUUUGAGCAACACCGUGCUGCUGUUGCUGCUGCUAGUGCUGCUAGUGCUGCAGCAGCAGCUGGCGGUAACUCCUGUUGCUCCGCCUGCUGCGGGUGCUCCUCCGAGGCAGCUUCAGGCAGCAGCAGCAGCAGCAAGAGCAACAGCAGCAGCAACAUGGAGAACAGCAGCAGCAGCAGCAGCAGCAAUGCAGCAAAUCCACUUGACCGCUGCGGGCUCUGCAGCAGCAGCGAGGCAGCAAGGUGUGAGGAGCUGGCCUUGUCGUUUAUAUUGGUUUUGCUGCUGUCUGUAAGCGUCCCCGGAGCAGCAGCAGGAGCAGCAGCAGGAGCAGCAGCAACAGGAGGAGGAGCAGCAGCUGCAGCAAGUGCUUGUGGGGCUGCUGCUGCUGAAGAAGACGAAGCAAAACUGCUACAGGCUGUGGAGUUCAUGCUGCGGCGCUUCCCCUCCAAUCCCUUCUUUCUUGCGGUGUACACGCAGCUACUGUUGCGUCCUGGAGCAACGGGACGGCGAGCUGUGCGGGAGCUGUACAAGGAGUUGCUGCUAGGCCCCAGUAGCCCAGCAGCAGCAGCAGCUGCUGCAGCAGCAGCAGCAGCAGCAAGCCGGCCUAAGCCUCUUUGCUGGUGGCCCUCUGCGGCGACGCUGGAGAGCGCGUUUAUGUCUGAAUGGAUGAUUGCUUUUAAAACAGCAAAGGCUGUGCCUCAGUGGCGACUGGAAAGGCUUGCUCAGUGGGCCAGCAGACACACGGCCCUUCCCUUCGCGCUGCUGCAGCGGCUGCCAGGUGCUGCAGAGGGAAUGCCUUGCGGCACUGCAGUGCUGCAGCGGGAGCAGCACAUUUGGGUGUAUCUACAGGCGUUGCUCCUCAACCUCAGCAGCAGCAAGAACAGCAGCAGCAGCAGCAGCAGCAGCAGCAGCAGAAGUGUUGUUUCCCCGCAUGCAACUAAAGAUGCUUUAGCGCUGCGGUGUAUGGACGGCACAGUUAUCGCGAGCCUUUGCGAGGGCUUGUGGGCCCCACAGGCGCAGCAGCAGCAACAAUGUCAACUAGACAAUAACCAGCAGCAGCAGCAGCAGCGGCAGCAGCAGCAGGGAGAGGGGCCACGGCAGGAAGCCGGGCUCAUGGAAGAGAGGCUGCUGCAGGCAGCUUGUGAGUGUCCCUUUUCUAAGAG